This is a messenger RNA of Penicillium oxalicum, 216 nucleotides long. RefSeq lists its product as uncharacterized. The record is from RefSeq and is a predicted model, not a curated record. Bases 1 to 216 code for a protein of 71 amino acids. NCBI's taxonomy places the organism in Eukaryota, Fungi, Ascomycota, Eurotiomycetes, Eurotiales, Aspergillaceae. The transcript has a single exon.
AUGUCUUGGCAACAGGCCGAGGAUUGCUGCCCCCCGCUUCCGAAGAGUUUACUAAGAGAAAAAAGAACGGAGAGGGAGAGAAAAGAAAAAACAAAACAUAAAAAAGUGCCUCUUGAAGACAUCGAUUUGGGAAAUAUCCACCGGGGAAUUUGGUGUUUGGUGUUCACGCUGUGUUUCAGCGGCAUUCACGUCAUGUAUCUAUGUCAGCAUGGGUAG